AUUACCACUUAUUACCAUCUCACACUACCCCACCCACCCUAUCGCCCAGAAUGAGGAUCUCCCCCGUCUCAAUCAGCUUCAUCAUCCUCGCUGCCAUGGGUGUGGCUGCUACCCCGCUCAACCAUGCCGAGUCAGUCGGCGUGCGAAGCGAGAACAACGUUCAGGUCAAAUACGAUGGACAAUGCCGGAAGAGUGAAAAUCAAUGCCGGUACACCGCGCAAAGUGGAAGGACUGCUAUCUGCAAGUGCCAAUUCCGAAAGUGCAGUAAGGACGGCGCCAAGUGCAAUUUCGACUCCUACAAUAGGGAUUGCAACUGCUACUAG
Aspergillus aculeatinus CBS 121060 is the source of this 323-nucleotide messenger RNA. RefSeq names its product antimicrobial peptide. Gene Ontology annotation, biological process: defense response to fungus. The transcript is spliced from 3 exons. The record is from RefSeq and is a predicted model, not a curated record. The coding region runs from base 51 to 323 and encodes 90 amino acids. NCBI's taxonomy places the organism in Eukaryota, Fungi, Ascomycota, Eurotiomycetes, Eurotiales, Aspergillaceae.